Messenger RNA from Ctenopharyngodon idella (grass carp), 1888 nucleotides. RefSeq names its product dynactin 2 (p50) (gene dctn2). Bases 161 to 1372 code for a protein of 403 amino acids. NCBI's taxonomy places the organism in Eukaryota, Metazoa, Chordata, Actinopteri, Cypriniformes, Xenocyprididae. The record is from RefSeq and is a predicted model, not a curated record. Gene Ontology annotation, cellular component: cytoplasm; dynactin complex; centrosome. The transcript has 14 exons. Gene Ontology annotation, biological process: mitotic spindle organization.
UUUUGUUUGUGUGUGACGUCACAGCUGUCGUUUGGCCUGUGUCUGUGUGCGCUCGCGCGUCAUCCGCUUCAUUCAGCCGUUUAUAUUUCCUUUAAAACUGCAGUAAAGAAACACGCCGCAUAUAAAUUCACAUUAAACUGCCUUUCCAAAACGUGCUGCAAUGGCUGACCCGAAGUAUGCCAACCUGCCGGGCAUCGCCUCCAACGAGCCUGACGUCUACGAGACGAGUGAUCUACCUGAGGAUGAUCAGGCGCAAUUUGAGUCGGAGGAGCUGUGCAGCGACAGCGUGGAGCGGAUUGUCGUCAAUCCCAACGCCGCUUACGACAAGUUCAAAGACAAACACGUCAGCGCCAAGGGUUUGGAUUUCUCGGACCGCAUCAGUAAGAAUCGCAGGGUGGGCUACGAGUCUGGAGAAUACGAGCUCUUAGCCGAGGGUUGUGGCGUGAAGGAAACUCCUCAGCAGAAAUAUCAGCGGCUGGUUAACGAGAUUCACGAGCUCUGCCAGGACGUGGAACGCAUUCAGGUCAGCACUAAGGAGGUCAGUGCGGAGGAGCGCUUGACUCCGGUGGCUUUGGCUCAGCAGGCGGCGCAGCUCAAACAGCAGCUGGUUUCUGCUCACCUGGACUCUCUGCUCGGACCCAACGCCCACAUCAACCUCACCGACCCUGAUGGAGCUCUUGCCAAGCGGUUGUUGACUCAGCUGGAGGUGGCGCGGGGCGUGCGGAGCGGGUUGGGUGGAGAGGGAAAGACGGCGCCACCCAAAGGCCCGGAUGGAGUGAUUCUCUACGAGCUUCACAGCCGACCAGAGCAAGAGAAGUUCACUGAAUCUGCCAAGGUCGCUGAGCUGGAGAGGCGGUUGGCUGAACUGGAGAUGUCGGUGGGCUCCGGCUCAGAUAAACAGGGUCCGCUCAGUGCCGGCGUGCAGGGAGCCAGUCUGACGGACACUAUAGAGCUGCUGCAGGCUCGGGUCAGCGCGCUGGACGCCGCCACUCUGGACCAGGUGGAAGCCAGAUUACAGAGCGUUCUGGGGAAGAUGAAUGAAAUUGCCAAACACAAGGCGGCCAUUGAGGAUGCUGAGACCCAAAAUAAGGUGUCUCAGCUGUACGAUGUGGUUCAGAAGUGGGAUGCGAUGGCGACGUCUCUCCCGCAGGUGGUGCAGCGACUGACGGCUGUCAAAGAACUGCAUGAACAGGCGAUGCAGUUUGGUCAGCUGUUGACCCAUCUGGACACGACACAACAGAUGAUCAACAACUCGCUGAAGGACAACACCACUCUGCUGACUCAGGUCCAGCAAACCAUGAAAGAGAACCUGGUGGCCGUGGAGGAGAACUUCGCCGCACUGGACCAGAGGAUGAAGAAACUCUCCAAAUAAAGAUCAUCCGUCUUACUCGAGGAGAGAGAAUGAAGGAAGAGGCAGUUUGACGUUCCUACCAUUAGAAUUGAGCUCUUUUUCUCAUGUCGCCCUUUUGUUUUUCCACAAAGCAGAUGAAAGUGUAGAUGAAGGUCGAGACCAAAUGUUUCACACUACAAACAUCCUAUAGCUUCACCCUUCCUCCCGAGACGCUUUAUCAGUCUGAUACUGUAACUCGCGCACACAAACCCAAAGUCUCAAACUGCCUGUUUGUGAAUGAUCUGAUGAGUUCUGUAGCAGCGAAAGAUUUGAAGCACUUUCCAUCAUGAUCGACAUGGACUUGUUCUGGAAGGUCGUAGAGCUGAAGUGAGCAGAUGCUGUGUGUAAAUACAGGCUUAUAUGUACUUUAACUUGUUCUCAUGAGAGAUCGCUUGUAACUGUUAUUGUAUUAUUGUGUGGAACACACUCCACAAAUUAUGAUCAUUUUCCAAUAUAGAAUUUCAAAUGCAUCUCUGGAUAAUAAAAUGCUUCCAGAAA